GGCUGAAACGAUACGUCGCCGCAAAGAUAACACAUUCUGCAAGCGUGUGGGUAUUGGUGGUGGUGGUGGUGAUCUGAUCAGGAAUGGCAAGCUGCUCCCUCUUUCGAGUGCUCUUGUUGUUUCUCACUCUUUCAGGCUCAUUUGUUCAAAUUUUCAGCGCUGGAAUUGGAAUAAACUAUGGACAGAUCGCCGACAACCUCCCCUCUCCCUCUCGUGUUGCCGUCCUCCUUGGAUCUCUCAGCGUCAGUAGAGUAAAACUCUAUGAUGCAGACCCGAAUGUUCUUCUUGCCUUUUCCAACUCGAGUGUUGAAUUCAUUGUUGGGCUAGGAAAUGACAAUCUUCAAAAUAUGAGAGACCCCGCCAAAGCUCAAGCUUGGGUUGAAGAGAAUGUUCUAUCCCACCUUCCUCAAACCAAGAUUACUUGUAUCCUUGUUGGAAAUGAGAUAUUCUACAGCAAUGACACUCAAUUAAGGUCUAGUCUCCUCCCGGCGAUGCAAUCCGUAUAUCGGGUUCUUGUUAAUCUUGGAUUAGAUAAACAAGUUAUUGUCACAACUGCACACUCUCUUAGCAUUUUAGCAACCUCCUACCCUCCGUCAGCAGGAACUUUUAAGGAAGAUCUUACUGAAUAUCUCCAACCCCUUAUAAACUUUCAUUCACUGAUCAAAUCUCCCUUCUUAAUAAAUGCGUAUCCGUAUUUUGCAUACAAGGAUAACCCAGCUGAGGUGUCAUUAGAGUAUGUGCUGUUUCAGCCUAACCAAGGGAUGACUGAUCCUAUCACGAAUCUGCACUAUGAUAACAUGUUGUAUGCUCAAAUUGAUGCUGUCUAUUCGGCAAUUAAAGUAAUGGGGCAUACAGAUAUUGAGGUUAGAAUUUCAGAGACCGGUUGGCCAUCUAAGGGGGAUGAAGAUGAGGCAGGAGCUACAGUAGAGAAUGCAGAGUUAUAUCAUGCUAAUUUGUUGAAGAGAAUAACCCAGAAGCAAGGUACUCCUGCAAAACCGUCAACUCCAAUUGACAUAUACGUGUUUGCGCUUUUCAAUGAGAACUUAAAGCCUGGUCCGGCAUCAGAGAGGAAUUAUGGCCUUUACUAUCCUGAUGGCAACCCAGUUUACAACAUCGGAUUACAGGGCAAUCUCCCAGGAGGGACUUCUGACGUUUCAGCUUCCAACAAAACUGCUUUUUCUGUCUUCAGCUUUCUGCUCUUUCUCAUUGCAUGCUUCAACUUGUGAGUUUGUCAAAGGGAGGGAAGGAGAGGAAUUUCUGGAGAUGAUUCAAAUGCAAGGAGGAAUUACUGCAGCCUGCCUGCAGUGGGGAUAGCAAGUGGAGAUAGGGACUGGGAGACAGUACUAGUGGGGAGAGCAUUCAUUUCUAACAUCGAAGUUAUUCCAGCAUCAAUGGAUGGGACCCAUCAUGUAGAAAUAUAUAUAUAUAUAUAUAUAUAAUAGUCUUAGUCAUUCAAUUACACAUUAGGAAUUAAGUGAUCAGAUGAGCCAGGCUAGUAGAGCGCCUGUUGUAAGAUAUACGAGUUUGUUUAGCAAAACGCUGGGAGAAGUUGCAUGCAUGGGUGAAAUUAUAGGCAGCGUUUUCCUUUGUAUGGAGCAUAGAAUUUUGAUUUAUUUUUCCACCUUAACUAGCAGAUCAAUGUUAGAUAAGAAUUUACUGAUUUUAUAAAUUGUGAGCAGCCCUUUCCUUCUUUAUGCAAA
Juglans regia (Persian walnut) is the source of this 1700-nucleotide messenger RNA. Its product is annotated as glucan endo-1,3-beta-glucosidase 14-like. Gene Ontology annotation, cellular component: plasma membrane. The coding region runs from base 84 to 1226 and encodes 380 amino acids. The record is from RefSeq and is a predicted model, not a curated record. The transcript has 5 exons. Gene Ontology annotation, molecular function: hydrolase activity, hydrolyzing O-glycosyl compounds. NCBI's taxonomy places the organism in Eukaryota, Viridiplantae, Streptophyta, Magnoliopsida, Fagales, Juglandaceae. Gene Ontology annotation, biological process: carbohydrate metabolic process.